Messenger RNA from Camelus dromedarius (Arabian camel), 2103 nucleotides. RefSeq names its product zinc finger protein 836-like. The transcript is spliced from 3 exons. The record is from RefSeq and is a predicted model, not a curated record. Gene Ontology annotation, cellular component: nucleus. Gene Ontology annotation, biological process: regulation of gene expression. Lineage: Eukaryota; Metazoa; Chordata; Mammalia; Artiodactyla; Camelidae. The coding region runs from base 222 to 1271 and encodes 349 amino acids.
AGGAAUUCCUGGACCCUGCUCAGAGGGCCUUGUACAGAGACGUGAUGUUGGAGACCUACAGGAACCUGCUGUCCGUGGGUCAGUACGUUAGGUGCAGGUGUGAAUGAUGCAGUUACAGGCACACAGACGCGCAGUCCCAGGCUGUGCUCCCACGUGUGCGUGUGCCCCGUGCUCCACUCAGACCCUCUCUCCGUCCUGACCCUUCCUCAUGUGGUACUUGGAUGUGGAUGGAAACACGGUUAUUUGCUGGCACAUAUCUGUCUCAAAUGCAUGUGAUCAAGAAAUUACAAGUAAAAGCCAACACUGAUAGAGGAGAAGUAUUCCAAAUAGUGAUGUUGGGAGGAUGUGAAAGGAAUGAAAUGAAACAUUUUUACCUCAGGGGCCUUCAGGAAAAUAUAUAUGACUUUAAGUCACAGCAUACAAAUGAGGCCAGGAAUUACAAUGGAAUGCCUACAACCCAUAAGGAAAAUCUCAUUGAUAGGAGAGAUCGACACAGUAGAAAUAUUGCAGGAAUCAAGCCUAUUGAUAAAGGGCUUGCCUUAAGCUUUUGGGAAAAACUGCAUAAUUUCAACAAUGAAGAGAAAAUUGAUGAGUUUAAUCAAGCUGACAAGAGUAUCAACAAUAGUGCCUCAUUUUCACCACCUCAAGGAAUUUCUCCUAGUGUCCAAACCAACAUUUCUCAUGUAUAUGGCAGUGAAUUUGUCCAUCCUUCAAUUCUGACACAAUACCCAAAAACACACAGGGAAAGACCUUACAAAUGUAAUCAAUGUGGCAAAACCUUUCUUAAGACAUCUUAUCUCAAGCGUCAUCAGUUAAUCCAUACAGGAGAGAAAUUACAUAAAUGUGAUGUAUGUGAAAAAUUCUUCACUCGAAAUUCCUACCUUGCAGUUCAUCAGAGAAUUCACACAGGAGAGAGACCUUACAAAUGUAAUGAGUGUGGCAAGUUCUUCAGUCGUAAAACAACCCUUGUAAUUCAUCAGAGAAUUCAUACUGGAGAGAAACCUUACAAAUGUAAUGAGUGUGGGAAAGUCUUUGCUCAUAAAACAACUCUUUCAAAUCAUCAGAGAAUUCAUACUGGAGAGAAACCUUACAAAUGUAACGAGUGUGGGAAAACCUUUUAUAAUUGCUCCUACCUCACAAAACAUCUGAGAAUCCACACAGGAGCAAAUGCAUAUAAAUGUGAUGUUUGUGGCAAGGUCUUUAGAGAUAAAACAACCCUUGCAAGUCAUCAGAGAAUUAAUGCUGGAGAGAGGCCUAAUAAAUGUAAUUGAGUGUGGCCAAACCUUUCUACAUACAUCACUUAACUGAAUUUCCUAUUUCUGCCCUAACAAAUUACCACUAUCUGAGUGGGUCCAACCAACAUAUAUUCCCUUGUAUUUGGAGGCCAGAAUUGUAUCCUGCUGGAUACUCCACCUCAGAAUUUACUUUCUUGCCUUUCCUGGGUUCUCAGGGCAAUUGUAAUCUUUGCCUUAUGGCCCCAUGUGCAUUUUCAUGACACUUUCAAUUGACUAAUGGUUUUUAAAAAAUAUCUGCUUAUCAUAUUGGUAUUUUCUAAGCACAUUGUUUAAAUUAGUGCAGCAUGUCACUCCAUCAUUGCACAUGUACACCUCCAUUGUUCGUAUUAUCAUCCUAUCUUUUAUAAUCAUCAAACUCUAGAAAGAAUCCAGAGCUCCAUCCAGUGAUGAACGGGAACACAGACUGUGAAAUGUUACUAUACAGGAAUGAAAGAGUUAUGCGGUACUGGUAACAGUUACAACAUGGAUGACCAUCGAAAGCGUUACGCCAAGUGCAAGAAGAGACAGAGAAUGCCACACGUUUUCUGACUUUAUUUACAUGAAAUGCCCAAAAUAGCCAUAUCUAUACAGGCAGAAAUUGGCUUAAUAUUUGCUUAUGGCUGGGGAUGGAGUGUGGAGUAACUGCUAAUGAAUACAAGGGUUUUUUGUUUUGUUUUAUUUUGUUUUGUUUUAAGGAGUAUUGAUAAUAUGGGGGUUAUAUUGUGGUUGGAAAAGUUGCAAACAUCCUAAAUCCCACUAUACUGUACACAUGAAAAGAGUGCAUUGUAUUCAAAGUAUGCAAUAAAAGACGCCUACGCUGUUCUCUCCA